Messenger RNA from Arthroderma uncinatum, 576 nucleotides. RefSeq lists its product as uncharacterized. Lineage: Eukaryota; Fungi; Ascomycota; Eurotiomycetes; Onygenales; Arthrodermataceae. Bases 1 to 576 code for a protein of 191 amino acids. The transcript is spliced from 3 exons. The record is from RefSeq and is a predicted model, not a curated record.
AUGAAGUUCACCAUCGCUCUCGCUGCUCUCGUCGCCGUCGCUGCGGCCCAGGACACCAGCGGCCUGCCCAAGUGCGCUCAAGCCUGCGCCGCCCAGGGAUUCCCCAAGGAGUGCGGCCUCGAGGUCAAGUGCAUCUGCACAUCCCAGCAGUUCCUCUCUGCCAUCACCUGCUGCAUCGCCAGCACCUGCAACUCCGACGAGCAGAAGCAAACCAUCAAGUUCGCCCAGGGCAUCUGUGGCGCCGUUGGAGUCAACGUCCCUGACUCUGCCGUCUGCCCUACCGGCGGUUCGUCCUCUGGCUCGUCCAGCUCAGCGACUCCAACCUCCGGCUCGUCCCAGUCCGGUUCCGUCACCGGCACCGCCAUCACCGGCUCUUCCACCCCUACUGGCACCGGCAGCCCGUCCGGCUCUGCUACUCACUCUGGCUCUGCCACUCACUCUGCCACUCACUCUGGCUCUGGCUCUCCUACCGGCUCGACCACGCCUCCCACCCAGACCGGAAACGCCGCCGUCUCCGUCAACGCCAACGGUGGUCUCCUGGCUGCCAUUGCCGCUCUCGUCGUCGCCUUUGCGUAG